Messenger RNA from Corythoichthys intestinalis (scribbled pipefish), 1959 nucleotides. RefSeq lists its product as uncharacterized. Gene Ontology annotation, biological process: dolichol-linked oligosaccharide biosynthetic process. The coding region runs from base 513 to 1007 and encodes 164 amino acids. The transcript has 4 exons. The record is from RefSeq and is a predicted model, not a curated record. Gene Ontology annotation, molecular function: hexosyltransferase activity. NCBI's taxonomy places the organism in Eukaryota, Metazoa, Chordata, Actinopteri, Syngnathiformes, Syngnathidae.
UACGCAUUGAACCUGGAAGUGGCUAUCAAAUGCGCGCGACUAUUUAUGCUCAAACUUCUUUAAAUUUAUUGACACGGGACGUUUUUUUUUAAUGAUUUGGAUUCUAUUUUAAAGUGUUUAAGUUCCGCUUCUGACACUUAGAAGCAGUAUUUCUUUUUUUAUUUAAUAAUUUAAACAGUGGAAUCAGAGUGGAACGUGUGUAGCAAACCCGGAAGUGGCUAUCAAAUGCGAACGUCUCCGUAGGCUAAUGGUGACAUUUAUUUUCAAAUUUCUUUAAAUUUAUUGACGUGAUUUUUUUUAACGAUUUAGAUUCUAUUUUAACGUAAGUUCCGCCUCUGACUCUUAAAAGCAACAUUUUUAAUUUUCUUUUCAUUUAAACCCUGUGACGUAUGUAGCAAACCCGGAAAUGCCGCUCUGAUAGCCGCGGUGAGCUAAAGCACGGAUUAGCUGGUGAAUUUUCACUACAUAAGUGCUGGAAAAACCUCUUUUGAUGACAAAGGGCGUGAGCAGCGAUGAAGACCGUCUUUGUGACUGUGGGCACGACGAGUUUUGACGACCUUAUUGAGGAAAUCACCUCUGACGAGGCUGUUCAGGCGUUAAAGCAUCGCGGCUAUGAGCGUCUUGUCCUCCAGGUGGGAAGAGGUUCGGUUCUGCCGGAUCCUGAGAAUUUUCCGCACGUUAGCUUGGAGGUUUUUCGAUUCAAGCCCUCUAUCUUGACGGACGUGGAGCGGGCUGACCUCAUCAUCAGUCACGCUGGGGCCGGAAGCUGCUUGGAGGCGUUGGGCGCCGGCAAAAGCCUGCUGGUGGUGGUGAAUGACAAGCUGAUGGACAACCACCAACUGGAACUGGCCAGACAGCUCCACAAGGACUCUCAUUUACUCUACUGUACUUGCCCCACGCUGACGAAAACCCUGCGGAGCAUGGACCUUUCUGUGCUCAAGCCUUUCACGCCGGGUCAGCCUGAGAAGUUUGCAAAAUUCAUGGACAGAGCUCUCGGACUCCAGUGAAAUGACGUCCCCCAUCAAUCUUGUGUACGUGGGCCACCAAAGAUUUUAUUUAAUUCCAUUUUUCCAGUAUCAAAUGGUCAAAAAUGUACCUUGAGUGUAUUUUUACAGUUUGGAUGUGACUUUUUUUUUUGUUGUUGUUGAAAAUUCAAGCAAAUUGAUGCACUUUGAAGUAUUUUCUGUUACAAACAACUGUUUGCAUUAUUCUAACACUUAAUAUAGUCAAUCAGGGAAUAGUAGCUUUUCUCGUAUUUACCGAUCAACUGUUUGUAUUACUCUAACACCAUAUGUAAAAUAAAUAGCACUUAUACCAUAGUUUAAGGAAAAUAAGCAGAUUAUAGGGCAUAAGAGAUACAUGACGCCUUCUUAUCACGGAAGCCCAACGUGUGCGUCAUGCAACUGACGCUGACAAGCCCAUGUCUGCACCAUCAACUCUCGCAUCAGUUCUCCCGGACAGUCCAGAAAAAAUGGCGGGACGCCUUGUCCCAGCACAAGGAACACUGGAGAACGCCCGAUAUCCAACUGAUAACACGACCGACAAGACUCCAAGAGCCCCUUUGAUGCUGAGGUUGCAAAAUCCACAACCCACUUUGAUCAUUAUUAAAUGGUUAUUAAAUAUUUGCUUUCACCAAUGAAGGCUCACAAUAAAGUGUUGAUUGCUAUGAUAGUAUGUUCCAUGAUUGAUUGCAGUUAAAAAAAACCAUUUUAGCAAUUGAUAACUAUAGACAUGUUUAGUACUUGAUAAAACUGCCUUGUGAUUCUGACCAGUUUAAACCGGCCUAGGUUCCACAGAUCAACUUCGAGGACAAGCCACAGACAUUGGGACACUAAACUGGGACAUUUUGGAAAUCAUAUUGUUGCAUUUUAUUACUUACCAAAUGCUAUUGCUUCAUGAAAUGUAUUUGAUGUGAUUUGACGUUUGAUCGCCGUUUACGUGAAUAAAAUAUCAACAUGU